UCAUUUUACUCUCAGACGUCGAUGCUUUCGCGUUGCGAUUAUGCACUAUUUUCUAAAUAUAUCACUAAACUUGUAGAUAGUUUUUAAGUGUUCAGGCGUUUUGAAAAAAGGAGUUUUGAACGUGUUUUCGAAGGAUUUUAGAAUAAUUUAUUGGACGAAUUUUGAAAGGAUUUUUCGGACUUGUUAAAGUUUUUUGACGCUAUGAUAAUCGUGUGGUUGUUGUUGGCUGUGCCGUUGUUGUGGUUGGUGGCGUUCCGGUAUCGGAGACGGAGGAUGUACGCGCUCGCCUCCCGCAUUGCCGGGGGGAAAGAAGAGCUGCCUUUUAUUGGGAUUACACAUAAGUUCACGGGAACGACGGAGGAUAUCAUGUCGUCUCUCAAGGACCUCAGUUACACGGCCAUGGAAAACGAUGGGUUGAUCAGAGGUUGGCUCGGCCACAUUCUUUAUUUUCUGGCCCUGGACCCAGUGGAUCUUGAAGUGGUGUUGAAAACGUGCUUGGAAAAGGACGAUCUGCACCGCUUCCUAAGGAAAAUUAUUGGCUACGGAGCAAUAUUCGCUCCAGUUUCCAUCUGGAGACCAAGACGGAAGAUCCUCGUGCCAGCAUUCAGCCCGAAGAUCGUGGAGGGCUUCGUGUCGGUGUUCGCGGAGCAGAGCCUGAAGCUGGCCGGCAAGCUGGGGGAGCGGGCCGGUGCGGGCAAGCUCAGCGUGUGGCCUUUCAUCAGCUCGUACACUCUUGACUCUGUCUGCGAAACCGCGUUCGGCGUGAAGAUAAACGCCCAAGACGACGAGAAGUCCCCGUUCCUGGUGGAACUCAAUAACAUCCUGCAGCUGGUCUGCGAGCGCAUCUUCCACUUGUGGCUGCAGCCUGAUUGGCUGUAUAAGUUCUUCCCGCAGUAUCGCAAGCACAAGCAUUGCUUGCGGAUCUUGCAUGGAUUCACAAAUGACGUUAUAAUGAAGAAGCGAGAAGAAUUAAAAGCGGCUAAACGUCUUGAGACACAACGUGAAAUCGAUCUAUCAGAUUAUUCCAACAAGACGUUCCUGGAUCUACUCAUCCACUUUUCUGGCGGCGAGAAGGGUUACAGCAACAUGGAGCUGCGAGAAGAGAUCCUGACCCUGACCAUCGCGGCCACCGACACGUCGGCCACGGCCGUCGGGUACACGCUCAUGUUGAUGGCCAAGUAUCCGCACAUUCAAGAGAAAGUUUUGGAAGAGCUCGAUGAAGUGUUCGGAGACUCGGACCGACUCUUCGAAAAGGAGGACCUGCUUCGUCUGAAAUACUUGGAGCGCGUCAUCAAGGAGACGCUGAGGCUGUUCCCGCCCGUGCCUUUCAUCAUCAGGAAGGUUGAGGAAGAAAUUACGUUGCCCUCUGGUCGCGUGCUUCCCGCCGGUUCAGGCGUGGUGGUCUCCAUCUGGGGCACGCACCGUAACCCCAAGUACUGGGGUCCGGACGCGGAGAAGUUCGACCCCGACCGCUUCUUGCCGGAGCGGUUUAAUCUCAAACACCCGUGCGCCUUCAUGCCUUUUAGCAGCGGACCGAGGAACUGCAUUGGUUACCAGUACGCCCUGAUGUCGAUCAAGACAGCGCUAUCAUCAGUACUCCGGUACAACCGCGUGGUCAGCGACAAGGAGGCGUGUGCCACACCGCAGAUCCGCGUCAAGCUUGAUAUCAUGAUGAAGGCUGUGGACGGGUACCAGGUGGCACUGGAGAGGAGAAGAACACCUAGAAGUUGUCAAGAGAAAUCAUAAAUUGUGUAGUGAUUAGUGUAGACUUGGCUUGCUGCUGUGUGGCUGUUGAAAGUGGCAGUAGAUGGCUCCUGACACUGAAGUUGCGAUGUCGGUACAGAACACAUUUGUUGACAGUUAGACAAGGAUCGUUUAAGACGGAACUGUACGGGUAAUUUCAUGGUAACUCGAUUUCGCGCGCACACGUAGGUACAAACUUUUUACCAUUCAGGCCCUCGAGUUGUGAACGUGAAAUGUGUGCGUGUCACGUGUAAACAGGAGGAAAUCAGUUUUGCCACUUUUGUCUUAGCAGCAGCGCUACCUCUGCAUAUCUUUCAACUCUGUGCUUAGAAUAUUGUGAUAAUAAGUGAUAAAAUUGUAUAGACGGAAGUGCCUUAGAAGUGAACCUAAUAUGGCUAAUCUAGGCUAAAAGUUUCUGAAUCUGUCAAUAUACUUUGAACUUUCUCUCAAAACGAAAAAGUCAUGCUUAUAACUUUUCUCGUGUCAUUCUUAAGACAAAUUUUUGAAGAUGGAUCCUUUUCGAUAAACUACGAACACUUAAAGGACAUUUACCUACCUACCAAUUAGUACGAAACGAUUUUGCACGUAUGUUAUCUUUUUGUGAUCUGUGUACAUACGUAGAAGACAGUGGUUUUCUCAUGUUACGCGAAAGUUAUAAAUGUACUUAAUAUUGUUAAAGCCACUUGCAUCUUUGCAACACUCCUGGGCUAGCCCUAACUUAGACUUAACCGUUAACCCAGAGGUCAAUUGUACUGGUAACUCUGGGUUUAACCGGUUAAUCCCGAGUUAGUGGCUAAUCCUGGAUGGCGCAAGUGAACUUGGUCUUUCAUCUUAGAAUGGGUUAGGAUUAAAGGGACAUAGCAUUGGUGAUUUUACGAAUGUGAAACCAUUAUUGUCUUAAAGUUGGGGGGUAAUUUUUUCCAUUUAAAAAUAUGGAGAAAUGGGCAAUUUUACAAAAAGUUAUUGGUACUUACAGUAUGUUUUAUAAAUUGCAAAGGUUUAUAUUGUUUCCAGAAACACGAGCUCUUUCGAUUCUGAGAAGUAUUUCAUAAUUUCAAUACAUUUUUCGCGCCGUCCAUUCCGUGAUCGUAAAUGGUGAAGAGGUAGAAAAAAACUUGGGACACUUCAUUUUCUUAUGUAUACGAGUCCAUAUAGCUCGUAAUUCUGAGGGACCAACUUUUUUAAAUGGUCCAAAUACUCGUUAAUUAUUAGUAAAAUAAGACGGACUCACAGAAUGGAUAUCAGGCAUUAGAUUGAUGCGUACAUUUUUCCUGGGGCGUUGAUUACCGAAAUAUAUUUACUGGAUAAAAAUAAAAGAAUAUUGUUAGAUCUUAACCAAUAUUUGAGAUUAGAAUGUACUUUGUCUCAUACAUCCAAAUACAGGUACAAGCAAUGUAAGAAUGCAGCUGUUCAUAGGAACUUGAGUCUGAAUUUGAAGAACCCGACUCGUUUUAACACUUUUAACGAGGUUCAGUGCUAAAAACUUCCGAGUAUUUUAAGUCCCGAGUCAAGUCAAGUCCCUUUAUUGAGUAUUUUUAAGCGCAAAUACAGACGCCAUCAACAAUUUUAUAGGUUUUAUCUAAAUGACAGUACCUAAAUAUAGCCGUUAUAUGAUUUGCGUAUCUUACUCAUGUCUCUACAUAUGACUCUGAGUCGAGCCUUAAAUUAAAAGCAGGGGCCUUUUGAGCCUUUUCUUCGUCCUUUACGGACUCGAGUCUUAACACUCUUAACACACAAUAGCGCCGCCUGCGUUAGGCUUUGCGCAGUUAUCCUCAUUUUAGAUACUUGCCCCGUAUUAUGAUGCCUUAGAUACAUCUCUAUACAGCUGAUUUGUGCUUGUAAGCUUUAUUUUAAUUACGAAAUCCUAUUAUUUAUUUAUGCAGAGAAGUACCGUUUUGUGUGUUAAACAUGACCUUACUUAAUAAGUUGUAAAUAAAUAUUAAAUAAGUA
This is a messenger RNA of Cydia pomonella (codling moth), 3693 nucleotides long. RefSeq names its product cytochrome P450 4c3-like. Lineage: Eukaryota; Metazoa; Arthropoda; Insecta; Lepidoptera; Tortricidae. Gene Ontology annotation, molecular function: oxidoreductase activity, acting on paired donors, with incorporation or reduction of molecular oxygen; heme binding; iron ion binding. Bases 202 to 1746 code for a protein of 514 amino acids. The transcript is spliced from 10 exons. The record is from RefSeq and is a predicted model, not a curated record.